Myxozyma melibiosi is the source of this 1596-nucleotide messenger RNA. RefSeq names its product 6-phosphogluconate dehydrogenase. The record is from RefSeq and is a predicted model, not a curated record. Gene Ontology annotation, biological process: L-valine biosynthetic process. Gene Ontology annotation, molecular function: ketol-acid reductoisomerase activity. NCBI's taxonomy places the organism in Eukaryota, Fungi, Ascomycota, Lipomycetes, Lipomycetales, Lipomycetaceae. The coding region runs from base 152 to 1366 and encodes 404 amino acids. The transcript is spliced from 2 exons. Gene Ontology annotation, cellular component: mitochondrion.
CCCAAAACUCUAAAUGGCCGCAAUCGCACAAAAUCCGGAUCCUGAAAAUGAGUCGAAAAAAACUUCUCGUCCGGCUUAAAAUCUUCUCUUCCCCACUCAGCCUUUCCUUCUUCUCUUCCUCUUCACCACUUAUCUGUCGAUAACAAUCAACAUGGCUUCUCGCUCAUUCACCAGACAGCUCCGUGCUGCUGCUUCCAAGUCCUCCAAGUCCGUUUCCGCCGUCCAGCGGAGGACCCUCGUCUCUGCCGCCCGUCAGCUCACCCGCCCUACCCAGGCUCAGCGACAGGCCCCCGCCCAGCAGGUUCGUGGUCUCAAGAUGAUCGACUUUGCCCAGAACGGCCAGCUCGAGAAGGUACACGAGCGUGCUGAGUGGCCCGCUGAGAAGCUCCACGAGUACUUCAAGGGCCAGACCUUUGCCUUGAUCGGCUACGGUUCCCAGGGAUACGGUCAGGGUCUUAACCUCCGUGACAACGGUCUCAACGUCAUCAUCGGUGUCCGAAAAGACGGUGCCUCGUGGAAGGCCGCCCAGGAGGACGGCUGGGUUCCCGGCGAGACCCUCUUCGACGUCGACGAGGCCAUCAACAAGGGUGACAUCGUCAUGAACCUCCUCUCUGACGCCGCCCAGUCCGAGACCUGGCCCCACAUCAAGCCCCUCAUCACCCCCGGCAAGACCCUCUACUUCUCGCACGGUUUCUCCGUUGUCUUCAAGGACCUCACCAAGGUCGACGUCCCCGAGGGUGUCGAUGUUGUCCUUGUUGCCCCCAAGGGAUCCGGCCGCACCGUCCGCUCGCUCUUCAAGGAGGGACGUGGUAUCAACUCUUCGUUCGCCGUCUUCCAGGACGUCACCGGCAAGGCCUACGAGAAGGCCACCGCCAUCGGUGUCGCCAUCGGCUCCGGCUACCUCUACGAGACCACCUUCGAGAAGGAGGUCUACUCUGACCUCUACGGUGAGCGUGGUUGCUUGAUGGGAGGUAUCCACGGUAUGUUCCUUGCCCAGUACGAGGUUCUCCGUGAGCGCGGACACACCCCCUCCGAGGCUUUCAACGAGACCGUUGAGGAGGCCACCCAGUCGCUCUACCCCCUCAUCGGCAAGUACGGUAUGGACUACAUGUACGACGCCUGCUCGACCACCGCCCGUCGUGGUGCUCUCGACUGGUCGCCCCGUUUCAAGGACGCCUUGAAGCCCGUCUUCAACGACCUCUACGACUCUGUCAAGAACGGUACCGAGACCAAGCGGUCGCUUGAGUUCAACGGCCAGGCCGACUACCGUGCCAAGUUCGAGAUCGAGCUCCAGGCCAUCCGUGACCUCGAGAUCUGGAAGGCCGGCAAGGAGGUCCGCAAGCUCCGACCCGAGAACGUCGAGUAAACUAGGAAAAAAGCAAACAAAAAAACCCAAGAAACAAAAAAUAUGACUGAUUUUGAUGUAAAUUCUUUGAAAUGUUGGGAAAAGUUCUUAUGAUCUGUACUUUGCUAUUGACGUUUACAAGCUGUAUCUUUGGAAUGAAUUAGUUAUAUAUAUAUACACGAUUUCUCUUUAUCAUCUUCUUCUUAGUUAUAAUUAUAUCGAAUAUAUUCAGAUAAAUGCAAACAACAAAA